Molecule: messenger RNA, 4563 nt
Organism: Hypanus sabinus (Atlantic stingray)
Lineage: Eukaryota; Metazoa; Chordata; Chondrichthyes; Myliobatiformes; Dasyatidae
Gene: iars2
Product: isoleucyl-tRNA synthetase 2, mitochondrial
Exons: 23
Coding region: 1032-4040 (1002 amino acids)
Biological process (GO): isoleucyl-tRNA aminoacylation
Cellular component (GO): cytosol
Molecular function (GO): ATP binding; isoleucine-tRNA ligase activity; tRNA binding
Source: RefSeq, a predicted model, not a curated record
ACUCAGGCAAUCUAUAGAAUAAUAACUAUAACAGAAUCAAUUCAAGGUCAACUAAAGUGCAGAAGAAAACAAACUGCGCAAAUACAAAUACAAAUAAAUAGCAAAAAAUAACGAGCGCAAUAAAUAGCAAGAUAAAGAGUGCUUAAAGUGAGGUAAUUGGUUGUGGGAACAUCUCAGUGGAUGGACAAGUGAGGAUCAUUUCAAUCUAUUGUUAAGGACCCUCACAAUUCAGAGCAUGCCCUCUUCUCAUUACUACCAUCAGAGGUAAAGAAGCCUGAAGAUCCACACUCAAGAUUUUAGGAACAGCUUCUUUCCGCCCACCAUCAGAUUUCUGAACGGCCCAUGAACCCAUGAAAACUACGUUAUUCUUCUUUUGCACUACUUACUUAUUUUUGUAACAUGGCAAUUUUUAUGUCUUGCACUACAUCACUGCAGCAAGACAAAUUUUAUGGCAUAUGUCAGUGAUAUAAAACUUGAUUCUGAUAGGGAUUCUGUUCUAUAAGGCAUUGAUGAAAUUACAUCUGGAGUAUCAACUGGAUGAAAACAGCUAUUUCUUAUGUUGGGUAAAUUCAGAAAUUCAGGAGGGCGGACGCCAAUGCUUAAGAUUCCAGAGCAAUGCAUUUUUAAGAGCACCGGGGAUAUCGAUGGAAGAUGGAACAUAUUCUACAGCUGGUGCAUUGCUCAUUGCUAUACUUACAAGUUCAGCAACGCACGUAAAGCUGAAGGAAUUCAGAAAUAACAAAAAGCUGAAGGGUCAGGUAGAAUCUAUGGAGUGGAAUGGACAAGUCUAACUUUUCGGCUCGAUGGCCUUCAUCUGAAUUGUGUCUACAUUAGCAAGUUCAGUUUGCUUUGGAAGUAUCUUUGCAUAGUCCACUUUCUCUUGCUGAGAUGUGAAUGGCAAGUCCAAAGCUGUUACGGUUUUGAAAUCCGAGUUUGAGCCCGCACGGCCGCCGUGCUACCCAGAGUUCCCGGUAGCGGAAGGCAGGUGGAGUUACCCUGCUCGGGACCCGGGCUGACAGCCGGCCAGAACUAUGUUCUCAAUGCUGAGAUACCGCUGCAGCCACGCAAUGCUGGCGGGCAAAUUGCGGGCCGGUGCCGCUGCCGCCGCCGCCGCCCGGUGCAGGCUACGGGUCUCCAGCAGGAGUUUGCAGGAGGACCAGAGGCAGAACAAGUUCAGGGAGACGGUGCUGCUGCCUCGCACCGACUUCCCCAUGAGACUGAGCGGGAGAGAGCUACCGGCGAAGGAGCUGCAGAUCCAGCGGGAAUGUGGGUUUUCAGAGCUAUAUGCUUGGCAAAGAAAUAGAAAAGGAAAGGAUUUUUGUGUCCAUGAUGGACCACCUUAUGCUAAUGGUGAUCCUCAUGUUGGUCAUGCCUUAAAUAAAAUACUAAAGGAUAUCACUAAUAGAUUUCAUAUGAUGAGAGGUUAUAAAGUUCAUUUUGUACCAGGAUGGGAUUGUCACGGGUUACCUAUUGAGCUCAAAGCGUUGGCGGAAUGUGGUGAACAAGUCAAAGCACUUUCUCCUAUUGAGAUCAGACAAAAAGCCAGAGAAUUUGCAGAAAGAACAAUUGAACGCCAACGGGCAGCAUUCAUCCGAUGGGGUGUGAUGGCAGAUUGGGACAAUUGUUAUUACACUUUUGACAAGCAAUAUGAAGCCAAGCAAUUAGAAGUUUUCCACCAAAUGUUUGACAAGGGCUUUGUUUAUCAAGACUAUAAACCUGUAUUCUGGUCACCUUCCACAAGGACAGCUUUGGCAGAAGCUGAGCUUGAAUACAAUCAGCAGCAUGUUAGCCGAUCGGUGUAUGUCAAGUUUCCUCUCUUAAACACGCCUUCCAAAUUGACUUCUGCAACAGAGAAUGUAUCCUCUGUUUCUGCACUGAUAUGGACAACCCAACCUUGGACCAUACCAGCCAACCAGGCAGUUUGUUAUAUGCCAAAUGCCCAGUACUCUCUAGUGAAGUGCUUAAACACAGAGGAGCUCUACCUUCUGGGUACAGAAUGUAUAGACUCUGUGGCAGCUACUCUGGGAACACAGUUUGAAAUUGUUCAGAUGGUCAAAGGUUCUGAUUUAGCGGAUGGAGUAUGUAGCCACCCCACAAUUCCAGGAAGACAGUCUCGACUGUUGCCUGCCAACCAUGUGACAAUGCAGAAAGGCACAGGAUUGGUUCAUACAGCUCCAGCUCAUGGAAUGGAAGAUUAUAGUGUGGCUUCGCAACAUGAACUCUCUGUUGGCAGUUUAGUGGAUGAAGAUGGUGUUUUCACUGAUGCAGCUGGAUCAGAACUUCAGAAUAAAUUUGUCCUUAAAGAAGGAAAUGAAACAGUUAUCCGAAUGUUGGAGGGAUCAAAAAUGUUAUUAAAGGAGGAAGAUGUACAACACAGUUACCCAUAUGACUGGCGGACAAAGAAGCCAGUAAUUAUCCGUUCCAGUAAACAAUGGUUCAUAGAUACCGGAAAAAUUAAGGACCGAGCCCAGGAGUUACUGAAGAAGGUUGAAAUGCUUCCACGAUCAGCUAUGAAUAGCAUGCUUGCCAUGUUGGAUAGGCGAACCUAUUGGUGCAUUUCGAGGCAGAGGUGCUGGGGCGUUCCCAUUCCAGUUUUCUACCACAAAGAAACUGCAGAACCACUCAUUAACAAAUAUACAAGGGAUCACCUAGUCAAACUGGUAAAAGAACAUGGUACAGACUGUUGGUGGACUCUACCUUUGGAUCAACUCUUGACAAAGGAAAUUUUAAAAAAGAGUGGAGGCUCUGAUGUGUCAAACUAUAUCAAGGGAGAAGAUAUCCUGGAUAUUUGGUUUGAUAGUGGCAUCUCAUGGGCGAAUGUGUUGGAAGAUGUAGAUAAUGUUGCCGAUUUGUACCUUGAGGGAAAGGAUCAGCUGGGUGGCUGGUUUCAGUCGUCUCUGCUUACCAGUGUGGUAGUGCAAAAGCAGGUUCCAUUUAGAAAACUAAUUAUCCAUGGAUUUACCCUCAAUGAAACCGGUGAGAAGAUGUCUAAAUCGUUGGGAAAUGUGGUGGAUCCUGAUGUUGUUAUUAAUGGAGGCCAGGAUCUAACCCAAGACCCACCCUAUGGAGCAGAUAUACUUCGCUGGUGGGUGGCAGAAUCCAACGUCUUUACAGAGGUGUUAAUCGGACAGAAUGUAUUGCAAGCAGCGAGAGAUGAUGUAUUUAAGUUGCGAAACACAUUACGAUUUAUGCUGGGGAAUCUUUAUAAUUUCAAUUCUGAGGUUGAUGGAGUUUCAAAUGAACAAAUGCUCUUAGUGGAUCAGUAUAUGCUUCAUCUCCUUCAAGAUUAUGGCAUCAAGGUUACGGAGGCUUACACGGAGUAUGAUUUUGGAAAAGUUAUUCGCCUUAUGCUAGCAUUUAUUAACAGAGAAUUUUCAAACUUCUACUUCAGUAUCAUCAAAGAUCGAUUGUACUGUGAAGAUGAAAAGAAUCCCAAGCGUCAAUCAUGUCAGACAGUAUUAAGUGAAGCUUUAGAUGUAAUCACUCGUUCUGUAGCCCCAAUUCUGCCUCACCUUGCAGAGGAAAUAUUCCAGCAUCAAUCAAACACAAAAGAGCCUUUGAGUGUGUUUCGCACUGGGUGGAUAAAGACCAGUUCAGUUUGGAAGAAGCCCGGUAUUGUGGAGGCUAUUGAAGGUGCUUGUGCAAUGAGAGAGAGCUUCUUGAGCUCUAUACCUGGCAAAAAUACAUUAGAGUAUGAUGUAACCAUCGUCAUCGAGCCCAGUUUACUGCUAGAGUUGAUGGAGCAAUUACAGAGUGAGAAAACAUCCAGUACUUCAGAACUGAAUGAAUUAAUGAUGGCAUCAAGCACAACAUUACUUACAAGUAUUCCUCGUGACUUGCCUUCAGCAAAGGAUCUGAUUGAAGGAAAAUUUGUGAUCAAUUUGGAAGGUGGUGCUAUUAUUGAGGAAUCGCCGUAUGUUGUCAUUGUUCAGCCUGCUGCCAAACAGAGAUGUCCUCGUUGUAAAAAAUACACAUCAGAUUCUGCACAGACUCCUUGCCCACGUUGUUUGGAAGUCAUUGCGGGGAAGUGGAGCACGUAAUUUGUAUUCCAUGAGAGGACAAUUUCUAAACAUUGGAAGGAAUGUGGACUUGUGGGUAAUAUGUAAAGCUUUUAUUCAGAGGAAAUCUACAUUUUCACAUCUACUGCCUCAUUCCCUACUCUCCAAUAUUUAAAGAUCCUAUAAAUAACUCUUCAUUUCUGGAGUCUGAAUUCAAAGGACUUACUAAAAAUCAUUGUACUCUACGUAUUUCUUGUGGUCAGCUCUUGAGCUGAUGGACAGUAGAAAAUAUUCUGUCAUAUGUUUACGUAAUAUGUCAGUUAAUUUGGGACAUAGUUCACAAAAUUCAGCAAACUUCAAUACGUCUGCUGUUGUGCAGUGAAGAUUGAUCCAUGUGAGUGGCUGAUCAAAUAUCUCUAAUUUCGAUUGUAAUAUCAAAUGAGGUUAGUUUAUAUAUUUUUGCUUUUUUAAUAACAUGUUCAAAGUAUACAUGUUAUAUGGCAGAUGCCUGGAUUACAAAAACAAAACACAUGGUGACCUAUAAUUAAAAGUUAAUACAGUUCCA